UGCGCAUGCGCAGGUCAUUGUUGGCAGGUCAGGAGCGAGAAUUGUGGUAGCUGUAGCUCGCAGUAUAGCUGCGUAAUUACAGGUUUAUGUGGACGAAGUGUUAAUAUAAGUGUAAGCCGUUGUGUAACUGUUCACUCAUGGCUCUCAGAAGGUGCUGGAGGUUUGCCGGUGUUGUUCCGCGGCUGUUAUGGAACAGUACCGUCCUUCCUGGAGGACGAAGCUCUGUGUCCAGCCUUGUCAACACUCACCACGGUUGCAAACACACAGAGUUGCUGCUCCGCGGGUUCAGUUCAGCGCCACUGAACCCAGAUUUGAGUUAUGACCAGCUGAAGCAACUCCUAUCCGGCCAGAAAGCUGUGGUAAUAGAUGUUAGGGAGCCCUGGGAGCUCAGGGAGUACGGCUCCAUCCCUGGGUCAAUUAACGUCCCCCUGGCACAGGUGGGCACUGCCCUCCAGCUGGAUGCGGAAGAGUUCAAUGAAAAAUACGGAGGUGAAAUGCCCCAGCAGACAGACAACAUCGUGUUUACCUGUCUGGCAGGGAUCAGGAGCAAAUCAGCACUGGACACAGCCGCCUCUCUGGGAUACAAAGAUGUUCAUAAUUAUGCGGGUGGAUGGCAAGACUGGUCGAAAAAUGAGCAGCAGGACUGAUCCAAGAAUAACGAAAAGGAAAAAAAAAUGAGUAAAGCCUUUACUCAAGGUCUGACUGGAAUGUGAGAGAGUGUACUGAGGAAGGUUUUUUAAAAGGUUCCUUCUUCCUUCUGUUGUUUUAAGAGCCAGUUUUAAAAAUAAAAUAUGUUCUGUGAAUCCCAAAGACUGAAACCAGAGGGCACAGAACACAUCUCUGCUGCUGAUUAAAAAAUACUGCAAUGUCACUUGAAGGUACUUGUAAAUUCAUUUCUUUAUGGAACUCUUUAAAUACUGAUAACAUCUUUCAAUAGAUACAUAUAACCAGUGACUGUUGUAAACCAUACUACAAUCAUGAAUGUACAAUGAAAAGAGUUAUUGUUUCCAGACUAUGCAAAUGACUACUCCACUGUCUAUAAUUGCACCAUCCUUCUCAUAAUACGGAUAGUUCAACAUUUCAGAUCAUGUGUUGUAAAUAUUAAAUAUUGUGUUUGUCAUAGAUGCAUCUGCAGUUUUUGCCAAACUCAUUCAAUAAAUACUAUUAUAGUUUUGAUUAAAAGUGA
Messenger RNA from Eleginops maclovinus (Patagonian blennie), 1186 nucleotides. It is a transcript of the gene tstd3, whose product is annotated as thiosulfate sulfurtransferase like domain containing 3. The coding region runs from base 138 to 647 and encodes 169 amino acids. The transcript has 4 exons. The record is from RefSeq and is a predicted model, not a curated record. Lineage: Eukaryota; Metazoa; Chordata; Actinopteri; Perciformes; Eleginopidae.